AAAGGUCAGAUUAGACAUCAGUGUGAACCAGAACAGCUCCGUCUGUCUGCUUUGUUAAACAUGUUUUACUGACUGAUGAUUUUCCUGAUAGCAGUGAACGCAGCAUCAGAUUCCCGCCUCCUCCUCAUCCUCCUCCAGUUCCGGUUCAGACCAAUAUGGCGGCUGUUCGCUCACAGCUGCUGAUCAGUUUAACUCUCAGUUCAGGUUUUUAUUUACAUUUUUCUGAUGAAAUAAAUCGACAGUGAAACCAGUGAGCUUGGUCACGUGCUGCUAACGGGUUAUCAGGAACCAGUGAAGGUCUGAGUCCGUGGUGGUUUCAGAUGAACUAGCUGUCCCUGCAGGAUGCUGGAUCAGGUCUGAGCGGACCCUGUUGGGAUCAGAUCUGAGCGGACCCCUUUAAGAUCAGUCCUGGGCAGCCCCUGUUAGGAUCAGGUCUGAGCAGCCCUGUUAGGAUCAGAUCUGAGCGGACCCCUUUAGGAUCAGUUCGGGGCAGCCCCUGUUAGGAUCAGGUCUGAGUGGACCCAGUUGGGAUCAAGUUUGGGCAAAUGGAGAAGUUUGGGAUGAGUUUCGGGGUUGGGGGGGCCAGCAGGAAGGAACUGCUGGAGACCAUCGAGGCCCAGAAGAAGCAGCUGGUCCAGUACCAGACCCGCUUCAGGGAUGUGGUCCAGGCCUACAAGAGCCUGCUGAAGGAGAAGGAGGCUUUGGAGUCCAGCCUGCAGGUCUUGACUGGGUCCCAGGAGGUGGACCAGCAGGAUCAGGACCCCCUGGAAGACCGCAACUCGCCACACAGUGAGGCCUCUGUGGACCCGCAAGAGACCACCAGAGACCAGAGCAGGGAGGACCAGGGAGGGCCGGGAGGGCCCUCAAGGUCUGAGACCAGUGGCUCUGAGAGUGGGGGUCCAGAGCAGGAGCAGGCCCCGCCUCUCCCCAGCUCAGAGGCAGACCGCCGAGUCGCUCAGCUGAAGAGCCAACUGAGCACGCUCAGCGGUGCUGUCGCCACAGUGACGCAGGAGAAGUCCCGCAUGGAGGCGAGUUUCCAAGCCGACCGGCGGCAGCUGAAACAGGAAGUGGAGGAGCUGCAGGAUCGCUUGGUCGCUGUGACGACACAGCAGGAGGCGGAGCUCCGCAGCCUGCAGCAGCAGCUGGCGGAGAGUCGCGCUCGCAUCAUCACACAGCAGCACGAGCGCGAGCAGGAGCAGCGAGACCACGUCCUGCAGCUGCAGGAGCUGACCUGCAUCCUGCAGCAGCAGCGCCUCCUGAAGACACCACAGGAUGUAGACCAGGGGGCGGAGUCUCAGGUUUACCUGGACCAGUCCAGGAAGAGGCCGGAGGCGGCCGAGGAGGACCAGACCAGACCAGAUCCCAGAGUGGACCAGCUGCAGCAAGAGCUACAGGACCUGAAGAACCAGGUCCAGGACCAGGUCCACAGUGAGACCAGGAAGGCGUGUCAGGCGGAGGAGCGGGCACGUGAGCGCGCUCAGGCUGCAGAGCUUCGGGUCGCCGGUCUGGAGCAGCGGCUGUCGGAGCUGUCGGAGCUGCUCGGUUCCUGUGAGAAGGCAAAGCAGCGAGACCAGCAGGUGGCUCAGAGACUCCGAGAACGGAUCCUGCAGCUCGACACUGAGAACAAAAUGCUCGCCAUCGCUGCCUCCAACAGGUCAAACUCUGACCUCGGCCUGGACGAGUCUCAGCUGGACGUGGUGGCGCUGAAGGACAAGAUGGAAAAGGUUAAGAAGCUGCUGCUGCUGGCGGCCCAAAGGGACCCAGACCAGGCGCCCAUCAUCCAGAACCUCACUGAGAGUGAGGCAGAGCCGGGCAGGGACAGUGCCUCGGCGCUAGCGUGCCAGCAGGAGCUGCGGCAGCUGAAGGACGAAUUUGAACGCUACAAGCUGCGAGCGCAGGUAGUGCUGAAGAACAAGAACGCCAAAGAUGGCUGCCAGGCCAGAGAGCUGGAGGAAGUGCGGGACCAGCUGGCGGAGCUGAAGGAGAAGUACAUCAACCUGCGGAUCCAGAGCGACGAGGCCGAGACCCAGCACUGCCGGCAGCUGGAGGAGCGCCAGCAGCAGGCGGCGGCGCUGCAGCAGAGUCACAGACAGGAAGUGGAGCGUGUGGAGGCGCUGCACCGUGAUGAGCUGCUGCGGCUGGAGGCGGAGCUACACAAACAGCGAGAGAGGACCAUGGCCCUGCUGGAUGAGAAGGACCAGGAGCUGGAGCGCCUCCGGGCCGCCGCUCUGAGCAUGAACACGACGCGCUGCGCUGCCACCGAUAACACGGCCACAGACAGUGCUGACGCUGAGGAGAGCGAGGGUGACGUCAUCAGCCAGGCGCUGCGGCGGGCGGCACCCACUGAGCCCACAUUGUUGCUGUACGCUGAGCAGCUAGCCAGGAAAGAGGUGGAGGCCGGAGCUCUGCGGCGGCAGAAACACCAGUUGGAGAAGGACGUCCACCAGCUGCAGGCCAAAGUCAUUUCCAACGCCGAGCGGCACGAUGAGGAGGCGGCUGACCUGCGAGGACGACUCGACAAACUGAUUCGAGACCAGAGCCGAGAGGGCGCCAACAUGGAGUAUCUGAAAAACAUCAUCUACAAGUUCCUGACGCUGCAGGACGCCAGCGGGAGGCAGCAGACGCUCGCCGCCAUCCUCACCAUCCUGCACUUCAGCCCGCAGGAGAAACACGCCAUCAUGAGGCUGCAGGGCACCACCUGGUGGUCCUCCAGCAAGAGAUAACACCAGAAGAAGAGACUUUAAAUUGUAUUUAUGUGAAACUUUGAUUCAGUUUUUUGAACCAAACCUCAGACCAGAAGUGCAGGUUUGAAGGUUUGUUUCUUUGAAGUUUAUUUGAUAUAAAAACUGAAUUAAGUUUGGUUUCAGCUGCAGAGAAAAUAUGAAAAUAUAAAGACUCACUGUGAGUAACUUAAUGCAGCCCUUCAUAUCAUUAAUAUGUAUAUUUUUGAUUCUCAUUGAAAUUAAACUAUUUUUCCUGCUUCACAAA
Thunnus maccoyii (southern bluefin tuna) is the source of this 2988-nucleotide messenger RNA. It is a transcript of the gene gcc1, whose product is annotated as GRIP and coiled-coil domain containing 1. The transcript has 3 exons. NCBI's taxonomy places the organism in Eukaryota, Metazoa, Chordata, Actinopteri, Scombriformes, Scombridae. Gene Ontology annotation, cellular component: Golgi apparatus. The record is from RefSeq and is a predicted model, not a curated record. Bases 546 to 2723 code for a protein of 725 amino acids.